AUGCGUGCUAAAGCUUUCAUCAAUGUGGUCCCAUCCACCGCCCAAAUGGACCCAUCAUCUGUCCUCGAUACUGGGGGUUUCGCUCUCGCAUAUGAACACUAUAAACAAAGUAGUGCUGACGAAAGUCAACCCAUUUGGAUGAUUCCAGAGAGCAUUGGUUUCCUCUACGCAAGAAUGAACGUUCCUGCAGAUGAGAGGACGUUUGAAGUGGAGGAGGUGGAUGGCGAUAUAUGCUUACCUGCGACCAAAUUUAAAGUGGGUGGUCCUUACGAGGAGAACCUGAUAACCCUCGAUAUUGCUGAUUAUCCUUCGUUUUGUGUUAUGUUGCCUCUGUCUGAGGAAGGCAUUCAGAUGUGCAUUCGCGGUCUGCCUAAUUCCAGCUCAUACACCGACAAGUGUUUCCAUGUUAUUAGGGCAAGUGAUUCCUGA
This is a messenger RNA of Echinococcus granulosus, 429 nucleotides long. RefSeq lists its product as hypothetical. The coding region runs from base 1 to 429 and encodes 142 amino acids. The record is from RefSeq and is a predicted model, not a curated record. NCBI's taxonomy places the organism in Eukaryota, Metazoa, Platyhelminthes, Cestoda, Cyclophyllidea, Taeniidae. The transcript has 4 exons.